AUGAGCGCGCUACAGUACUCUUCUUCACCGUCUUCACCUACAGUUACCACUACUUCGCAAUCACCGUUAUAUUCUCAGUCGUUAAUGUCACUGCAACCGCCAUCUUCACAGCCAGUAAAGAUGAGCAGUAAUACAUUCGUUCAUAAGCUUUACAAUAUGGUUGUUGACAAACAAUACCAACAUCUUAUCGCUUGGAAUUAUACUGGCUCGUCUUUCAUAGUAUGCAAUAUUAUGGAGUUUUCACGUGAUGUCCUUCCAAAGCAUUUCAAGCAUAACAAUUUUUCAAGCUUCGUUCGUCAACUAAACAUGUACGGUUUUCACAAAGUUAAUAAAUCACCCCGGGGACAUCGUACGUUGGCUGAAAAUCAAAUAUGGGAAUUUUCUCAUCCAAAAUUUUUACGCGGACGUCCUGAUUUAUUGGACGAUAUUAAAAGAAAAGCUAUGGAAUCGGAGACUUUGCGACGGGAAACUGGUGACUUACAUGCCCAUCUUGCCAUGAUGCAAGUUACGCAAAAUGAGCUAUUACAACAGAUUAGACAGUUGCAAGAAAAUUUUGUAGAAGUUAUGAGAGAUCUAACAGAAACAAAGAAAAAACAGAACCUUCAACAAAUUUGGAUGAAGGGUAUGUGGGAUUAUUUGCAAAGCCAAGGAUCAUCUAUCCCAUUCGAAUUGAAUUUAGAAAACUUUGAAAUUAAACCCGAACCAGAAC
Messenger RNA from Scutellospora calospora, 709 nucleotides. Lineage: Eukaryota; Fungi; Glomeromycota; Glomeromycetes; Diversisporales; Gigasporaceae. The record is from the annotation of a GenBank genome assembly.